AUGUCGGCGCAUCAAUCUUCAUCAUCGGGUAAUUCAAUUGUUAAUCAUCCAGUCGCCACCGGGACGGCGACCCAGGUGGGAUCGACUUCACAAGAUGCCCGACGGCAGUCGGAGAUAUCUGCGGAAAUACCCGGAGAUCAACGGAUUGAGGAACAGACACUCCCCCAUCCUGAAUCACUAGGACUCCAUCUUGGCGGAAGGAAUUCAUACCUCAGACGAUUCAGAAAUGCACUCGGCCUUGACAAUUUCAGUGGAUCAUCCUCUAUGAUCUGGUUCUGUCCUGCCUAUGUGAUCGAUUGGGGUGUCGGUCUUGCCGCUGUCAUUGUCUCAAAGUUAUACCUUGAGACAGUUUCACCAUAUCAACGAGACUUAUCAGUUUAUUAUCACAACAGUGACUACCAUUGGUCUUUGAGAUCAGAACAAGUCCCCGACGAAUGGCUGCAUCAUCUUUCGGUCACUUUGCCAGUGCUUCUACUGAUUAUCCUCACAUUGAUUGCAUAUCCUCGAGGAGGGAUCCAUUUGGUACCAAUGCUCCACCAUUCUCUGCUCGGUCUUUUGACGGCCCAUGCGUUUUCGAUCGUUCCGACGGAUAUUUUGAAAGUCUGGAUCGGUGAACUGCGACCGGACUUCUUUUCUCGUUGUGCCUAUUCAGAGGAUUCCAAGAUCUGCAAACCGUUCUUCCAUAAUCACAAGCUCAUGGAACACGGCCGAAAAAGCUUUCCCAGUGGACAUAGUAGUACGGCCUUUGCAGGCCUUACUUUCUUGUCCCUCUGGAUCGCCGGUCGUAAUGGUGCCUUUGCUAUCGGCGGCGAUGGUUUACGAGCGGCAGGGCCAUUACAGAGUCGGCUGCUUAGGUUUCUUGUUGCUAUCAUUUGGCUUUUGAUCGCUCUAUGGGUCGCUGUGACAAGAAUUCAAGACCAUCGACACCACCCCCGAGAUGUGAUAGUCGGCGGUAUAAUCGGAAUCGUGUCCGCGUCGAUCGGAUAUUCAUUCUACUUCCCCUCGCCCUUCAAGGGCUCGCUACUCGGCGUCACAAUGGGCAAACCGAGAUUAGUUUACGAUCAUGAUACUUUGUCCCACAAACAAGCCAUCCGAGGACAUCACUCGCCCAGAGUUGAAGACAAUAUACCGGUGGCAGCAGCUGUCUAG
This is a messenger RNA of Puccinia triticina, 1149 nucleotides long. RefSeq lists its product as uncharacterized. NCBI's taxonomy places the organism in Eukaryota, Fungi, Basidiomycota, Pucciniomycetes, Pucciniales, Pucciniaceae. Gene Ontology annotation, molecular function: phosphatidate phosphatase activity. Gene Ontology annotation, biological process: phospholipid metabolic process. Bases 1 to 1149 code for a protein of 382 amino acids. The record is from RefSeq and is a predicted model, not a curated record. The transcript is spliced from 4 exons.